ACAUAUCUCAAUCGGUCCAUUGUGUUUUGCCACACUAAUCUUACUACAUUUAGAAAACAUAAUGUCUAACGUUCGUCCAUGGUUCCGUCUCUCUAGCAUCGCUAGGCCUACAUCACAAGGUUCUAGCGAUCCACCUCCACCUCAACCCCGACAAACCCCUCGCCGUCCGGUCAUAGUCAGACCACCGCCAAGACAACAGUCACCUCCACGUCAGCGACAACCUCCUUCACCUCCACGUCAGCAGCAGCAGCAACCUCUUUCCCCUCCACGUCAGCAGCAACAGCCUCUUACCCCUCCACGUCAGAAGGCUCCGUCACCUUCACCUCCUCAUCAAGAGCGGUCCCCAUAUCAUUCACCUCCUAGCCGCCACAUGUCGCCGCCGACCCCACCAAAGGCUGCGAUGCCACCGCCGCCACCAACUCGGUUGUCAUACACGCCGCCACCAUCUCCCAAGGAGGUUCAAGAAGCCUUACCACAGCCAAAACCAAAAUCACCACCGAGUCCAGCUCAUUCAAGUCACUCUACAACGUCUGAGUCAGUGAAAACUCGGUCUGUAACAUCUGAUUCAGAGAACCAUCGGAAAGCACCAUCACCAAGAGUACUCUCUCCCUACUCUCUUCCACCUUCUCAGUUACAUUCCGAACGCGAAACCACUCAGAAAAACAUUCUCACUGCAGAGAAAACAAGUCAGCUCCAUGAACCAAAUCAGUAUAACCAUAACCAUAACCACAACAACAACCACAACCACAACCACAACCAGAACUAUAACCAUAACCAUAACCAAAACCAAAACCAUAACCAAAACCAUAACCAUAACCAUAGCUAUCAAGGCAGCAACCCCAGGAAGAUGCAUCGUCAACCAUCUCCGUCCGAUUCUGAGAGCAUAAUGGGCACACGCGUCAUCACCAUUGCAGGUGAAAACAAAGGUGCUGUAAUGGAGAUCCUACGAUCUCCUCCAAGCAACAAAACCGGAGGUUCAGGAACACAUUCCUCUAGGGUUUUUCAUGGCACUGGAGAGAAAGGACGACGACUUAAAAGCAGCAGCAGCAGUAGUAGCAGCGACGAAGGAGAAGGAAAGAAGAAAACGACGAAGAACCCUAACAAUGGGAAUAGUAACCUCCCGAUGAAAGCUUUUAUGAACAGUAACGUGCAGAUGAUAAACAACUCCAUUGUUUACAACUCGACGGCAUCUCAUCACGAUCCCGGCGUUCAUCUUAAAAUCUCCCGGAAACCUGGCUCCGGCAAUGGUUUCCACGUCAACGAUUACGGUAAUAACGGCGGAUACACCGACUGAGCGAAAAGGAAAAUUAAAAUAUCUCACCUUGGGUAUCCUCCGAAUAUUAUUUUUAAAAACAACAAAAAAAGGAAAAAAACAAAAACAAAAAAAAAAAACUAAAGGUUUUGGGUUUAAAUUUGCAAUAAAUUAAAUUUUAUAAAAAAAAAUAAAGAAAAAAGAAUAAAGAAAAACAUGAGUGGAUUGACUGGAUUCUGAUUCUUUUAUGAGCUUUAGAACCCUCUCACUCAUUUGAAGGCUUUUGAUUCGUUUUUUAAAAAACGGACUCUUCUUUACUUGUAAGUUGUAACGCCCCUUUGUUUCUUCUCUGUGACGUGAUCAGUGAAAAUUAUGAAAUGUUUCAUCCUAUUAUUCCUAUACAGGAAGCCUCGUAUUAUUCUGAAGGACCGAUCCUUACUGUAUAGGCCCAUUUCAUAUUUUUGGAAAUCGGGGUAGUGAUGUUGAUUACAUAUUCCAAAAGAAAAGAUAACCAAACCUUGUUGUGCA
Camelina sativa (false flax) is the source of this 1780-nucleotide messenger RNA. RefSeq lists its product as uncharacterized. The record is from RefSeq and is a predicted model, not a curated record. Lineage: Eukaryota; Viridiplantae; Streptophyta; Magnoliopsida; Brassicales; Brassicaceae.